This is a messenger RNA of Parathielavia appendiculata, 2025 nucleotides long. RefSeq names its product major facilitator superfamily transporter. Gene Ontology annotation, biological process: transmembrane transport; amine transport. The record is from RefSeq and is a predicted model, not a curated record. Lineage: Eukaryota; Fungi; Ascomycota; Sordariomycetes; Sordariales; Chaetomiaceae. The coding region runs from base 305 to 1765 and encodes 486 amino acids. Gene Ontology annotation, cellular component: plasma membrane. The transcript has 6 exons. Gene Ontology annotation, molecular function: amine transmembrane transporter activity.
GCCUCGUCGAGGUCGAAGGUAAAUGCGGAAAGCUUACACUCGUGCCAGCCUGCAGCGACAUGCGAACAUGCAGCCUGAAAACUGGGUCGGUGCACCGUUGUGUUGCUGCAUUGCAACUGGAGCCCCUGUCCCCGAACUCGGUGCACCGGGCGGCCCGCCGUUCCCAGCAAGCCGUCUACUUAUACAACUAUAGACUCAUACCAAAAAAGCAGGCUCUGAACGUACCGCCAUAUGCAUAUACAAUAUUCACCGACAGGCCGCCUUCACUCGAAACAAACCCAAGUGACCGUGUAUUAGAUAACGGAUGGAGUCACCUCCAACACCGCCGAGGGAGCCGGAUCCUGAAAAGGACGCCGUUGCGCCUCCACAAGCAUACUCGGCCUUCUCCCCAUGGAGACGACGCUUCAUCAUUAUUGUGAUUACCGUGGCAGGCUUCUUUGGCCCGCUGGCAGGAGGCAUCUACCUCCCUGCGUUGCCGGUGCUGGAGCAAGAAUUCCAGGCCAGUGCAACGGCCAUCAACGCCACCGUAUCCGUGUUCAUGCUGACUUUUGCCGUCGGGCCCCUUUUCUGGGCGAGUUUGGCAGACUGGAAAGGCCGUCGCCCGCUGUAUCUCAUCUCCAUUGCCGUCUACAUCGGCGCGAAUGUCCUUCUGGCUGCUGUUCCCGCCAACUACGGGGCCCUAGUGUUUCUGCGCGUCGUUCAAGCAUUUGGAUCCGCCGCUGUAGUCUCCAUGGGCGCCGGUUCUGUUGCUGAUACCACCGAGCCAAAACGCCGGGCAUUUGCCAUGUCGAUAUUCCUCGCCGGGCCUCAAUGUGGUCCUAUCCUCGGCCCUGUUCUGGGCGGUGCACUAGCAGAGGCCAAGUGGAGGUGGAUUUUCGGCUUUCUCGCCAUAUCCGCCUUUGCCCUCUGGCUCGUGAUCCUCUUCGCUCUACCUGAAACCCUCCGCGCCCGCGUCGGCAACGGCAGCAUCUACCAGCACGGCAAACCCAUCAUCUGGCCGCCCAAACUCUCCUCCCCACUCGCGCCCCCAUCACAGCGCGGCCCCCCGCCCCCAGUCCCAACCCUCAAAGGCUACUGGCGCCUGUUCCGCUACCCGCCCAUCGGCAUUGUCACAUUCAACACAGCCAUGCUUUACUCAACCUACUUUGCCAUAGCCGUGCAGCUGCCAACAGAGCUGGCGGCGCGCUACCGCUGGUCGUCGGCCGCCGUCGGCGCGGGGUUUCUGGCCGUCGGCCUAGCCAUGGUCGUCGGCUCGCUGUGCGGCGGGCGCUUCUCGGACUGGCGCCGUGCGAGGAGGGCUGCCAAGAAGGCUGCAGAAGACAGUGCCAAAGAGGAGGUUGAUCCCGAGUUCCGGCUCGUUGACCAGAUUUGGGGCGUGCUGGUGUGCGUGGUCGGGUGUGUGCUGUAUGGCUGGCUUGUUCAGGUGGAGGCUCACCCGGCGGCGGUGUUGACGGCGACGUUUCUGAACGGCUUCGGCAUGAACUGGGUCUUUGUGACGACGACUGCAUUUCUCACCGAGUGUGUGGCUCAGCAGGCCGCUGGCGCUUUUGCUCUCGGCAACCUGUUGCGCAAUCCCGGCGCCGCCGUGGCUGCUGUCAUUAUUCCCUCGCUUGUGUCCAGGAUGGGAAGUGGAUGGUGCUUUACGGGCUUAGGCCUGCUCGACCUCGUGGUGGUUGGGUCUGCUGUGAUGGUCCUUCGGAUAAAGGGCGCUGGGUGGAGGGCCGCCAGGGUAGCAAAGCAUAAGGCCGCUGGCAGGCCAAAGUAAUGCAUAAGGCACCUUGUCCUUGCAUGGUCGCGCGAUUGUAACAUCAGCUUAGAGCACCGCUUAGCUAACCUUCUAACUUAUGCUAGGCCCUUUCUUCUGUCACGGAGUUGCCCCGUUGUUAAGGUAGCGUGUGGGUUAUUUGCGUUUGUGUCGAGCCUUGGACUCAAAGCUCUCUUGUAAGCUCAUAUUGGCCUUGUAAGCCUUGGAAUCAUAACCGCUAGUCUCCCAACGGAAGGCAGCGCCUUAACAGCAUUGAUAGC